Messenger RNA from Aphis gossypii (cotton aphid), 6569 nucleotides. RefSeq names its product zinc finger BED domain-containing protein 4-like. The transcript has 19 exons. Lineage: Eukaryota; Metazoa; Arthropoda; Insecta; Hemiptera; Aphididae. The record is from RefSeq and is a predicted model, not a curated record. The coding region runs from base 1835 to 4993 and encodes 1052 amino acids. Gene Ontology annotation, molecular function: protein dimerization activity.
GUAGUUCGCAGCUUGCGCUACACUGGUAAUGUUUACUGAAGCAUAACAGCAUUCGUCAGCAACUUAGAGCUUUCUGUCAGAAACGUUCAAACGCCCACGGCAUUAUUCAUAUUUUCGGUUCGGUUAAAAGCUGCUGUAAUAUUAUGUAGUCGGACAUAAACGGAUAAACGUAUUGACUUAUUAGUAAUUGUAUUUUUCGAAGAGUAUAAAAGUGUUAAUACUAGAAUAAUCAUUCUUACAGAUUAUUCGUAUACAUAAUAUAAAUAUUGGAAUCAAAACCACAAGGCUUGAUGAUUUCCAUGUCUACAGCAGUACAGCAUAAUAUAUUUGUGUACGUUAUUAGUGGUAAAGGAGGUGGUCAGGAGACGACUAAAAUUCAAAUAUAGUGUUCGCAGAUUUGUGUAUAGUAGUAAAAGACAACGACAUCACGGAGGUCUAUAGCCCACUGUAAGUCGGGAGCGUUAGAUAGUAUGAGGACGUACAUCUGUUGCAACAACUCAUAACUUACUUAGAUUGUAGAGACCACGAAAAGCAAUUAUUUAAAAAAAGUUCUAUACAAAUAUAAUAAUUCUAAGAGUCAGUGGCGGCUCGUCAGGGGAGGCAAGUGAGGCUGAGCCUCACCUAACUAUUGUACAAAAAAAGGAGGUCCGGUUUAAAGCUGCUAUAAAUAUGUAGUUGGAUAUAAACAUGUUGACUCAUUAGUUAUUACAUCAUACGAAGAUUAUAAAAGUGGUAAUACGAAAAUAAUAAUCCUUACAGAUUGAUACAUAAAAAUUAUUGGCACCAAAACCAUAGGACUAGGUGAUUUUCGUGUCUACAACAAAAUACAUUUGUGAUAAAAGAGAUGGUCAAGAGGUGACCAACAUUUAAUUACAGUGUUCACAGAAAUGUGUAUAGAAAAAAAAACAACACGAAGAUAUUUUGCGACACUUGUGAGUAGUCGGGAAAAUUUAAUAAUAUGAGGACGUACAUCUAUUGCAACAUCUCAUAACAAAGAUUGUAGACCACUCAAAAAUAAUAAUUUUAACAGAAGUUCUUGGAGUGAUGCACUAAAUGUUGAAGCCAAGUGUAGGAUAGACACUAUAGCCUCAUUACCACUAUUUCCAAUGCAACCAUACCCUGGUCCAGAAACAGUUUUGCUAGCUAUAUUUGGCCAAACUAAGCAUAAAUAAAAAAAUGUCGGUUUAAUUUACGCCUCGUUUUACGAAGCUCUAGCAGGGAUGUGCCAAGCUCAGUACUAGUUUUAAUUCGAGCUUUUUCGCGGCCGUAACGACAAACACAUCCGCGCGGUACCGUGAUUGUCGUCGCUCAGCUAUUACCCCUAACGCUGGGCGUAUUGUAUGUGCGCAAAGCUGUUAUCGAUCGACGUCUCCAACCACGACGCCAUCGAUCGGGGCGUGACGGCGAGCGCACUUUUUAAUACCGCUUGUCAUUUUCGUACCCGACGCUUGUGUGCCGAUCGCGUUAGUUAUUUUCCUGUGUACAGGCCGUACCGCUGAGUAUAACUUGCUCGUCACACCAUUAUCGUAAGUAAGUACCGUCCAAAUCGGUGUUUUACGUGCAACAUUUGUCAUAUUUCUUCGGUGACAUCGUACUUACCGAGCUGGUACUCCACAGUUGCGGGUUUAAGGUGCCAUACACCACCCGUCACAUUAUUCGUACGUAUUUGCCCACUAUUUACGUAUACGGUUUUCUUGUAUACGUAACCACAAUUACCAACUCCGAGGUCAACGAACGUCGACGCCGCCGUCAACUUUAUCAAUUGGAGAUCAUUCCUAGUUGUCGUAUUUCAUUUACUGUUGAUGUGACAAAAUCGAACAAUUUAGGAUUUGAAAUGAAAGAAAUAUUUCGAUUACCUGAUACUUUGCUGAUAUUCUAUGAAUCCAAUUCAUCAGAAAAAGUGGUAAUUGAGUUUAACGGCGAAGACGUUUUGUACAUCAUCGGGACUAUCGAUGUUUGCGUUUUGGAAGGAAAGAUAGAAAUAUGGGGUUAUACAAUGGCCGUGGACACUCCAAAGACUGUAUUGUACUCUAUAGGAUUACGUGGAUUGAUUCCUAUUAAAUCGGCUGACGGACAGAAAGCAGUUGUUAUACUUGAGAAGAGCAGCCAAACCAUCAAAUGGAAAACAUUUAUAAACAAAUAUAUUCUCAAUUAUAACAUGUUUGCCUUAAACGGAAGAAGAUUAACUCCGCCCAAACUUUUACUAGAACUAGAGGAGAAAUUGGGUUGUUGGUUUGAUCUGAGCAAAACUCCAAUGUCAAAUCAAAGACUUGUGAACGAUGAACAAUGGCAAUGUUUCUGUGAUGAACUUCUUAAUCGCUCUAUUGAAUUAGAACCAAUUAGAGUUUUGUUAGCUGGAUACAAAAAUUCUGGAAAAUCAACAAUGAUGUGUUAUUUCAUAAAUAAAUUACUUAUAAAAUGGGACAGAAUAUUAGUAUUGGACUUUGAUAUUGGACAAAGUGAAUUUUCCAUACCUAGUUGUAUAUCAGCAUUUGUUAUUGAUAAACCAUUGCUUGGACCAAAUUUUACGCAUUUAAUGCAGCCCUUAAAAUCAUAUUUUUUUGAAAGCAAUGAUGUUAUGACCAAUAUACCGCUUUACAAUGAAAUUGUUGAAAAAUUAGUCAACGAUAUCAAAACAAACGAUCUGCAAAAAAUGCCAUGUUUUAUAAACACCAUGGGAUUUGUUAAAGGACCAGGACUCAAAAUCUUACAUAAUCUUAUAUCUAAAAUUCAACCAUCUGAUGUAGUACAGCUUAAGUUUAAUGACAAUCAAGAUUUAAACUUGCACUCAGAAAUUAUAAACAACAGUACAAAAUCUUCUUUGUCAUAUAAUCUUUGGUAUUUUACGUCUACUGUUAAAAAUAAACUUGCGAAGGCACCUUAUUUACAAUAUGUUGACAAGCCUAUUAGACAACAAUUAGUAAUAGUAUCAUACUUCAGUAAAUGUUUGGAAAGUACAGAUAUUUGUUUUAACGAUAUUGUCCCUUACAGAAUUAACAUGCAAAAUAUUGAUGUCCAAAUAAAAGACGCUGAUGAAUUAACUCAAGAUGAAUCCUUAGAUAUAAUAAAUGCCAAUGUGAUUGCUCUGUGUGUGGACAACCAUACAAAUGUAUGUGAAUGUGUUGGAUUUGGUGUUGUUCGUGCUGUAAAUAAAUCUACAGGCAAUAUAUAUAUAAGUACUCCUGUAAUACCAGAUUUAUUGAAACAAGUUAAUCAGUUCAGGCUUGGUAAUGUUAAUUUGCCAAACACAUUCUACGCGGAAGAAAAUGAUCCAGACAACCAAUUAAUCCAGGCUACCGAAAAUACAUUUAGUCCCUCAACUUCAGCAACUUCUUCUAAUUUAUCAUCUCAACAUUUAAUUCCAUUGCAAUAUUCUGAGCCGUCUUCAAUUCGGCCUCGUCAACUAAAAUCCUUUGGUUCAACUAAAAUAAAUGAACUUAGUGAUUCUGAAAUUAAUACUAUUAAUAAAUCAUUUAUUAAAAUGAUUGUCGCUGAUUAUCAACCACUCUCUUUAGUAGAAAACGUUGGAUUUAUUGAGUAUACUAAAAAAUUGCAACCACUUUAUUCCAUCCCUAGUAAAAAAGUAUUAACUUCACAAUUAUUGCCACAAGAAUAUAAUGUUAUACUCCUUAAAAUAAAAUCUAUUCUUCAAAAUGUAAAUGAUUUAUCAAUAACGACAGAUAUGUGGACAUCUGAUUCCAAUAAAUCAUAUAUUACAGUGACGUGCCAUUUUAUUUUUGACGACAAAUUAUAUUCACCAGUAAUUGCAACUAAAAGCGUUUCUGACAGACACACUGGUCAAAAUAUAGCCGCUACACUCACAAAUAUUUUUAACGAAUGGAAUAUAGCAAAUAAAAUAAUAACCGUGAUAUCAGACAAUGGGUCAAUUAUUAAAAAUGCAAUAAACGAACACCUUCUUAAAAACCAUCACCCAUGUGUAGCACACACGCUAAACUUGACUAUAAAUGAGGCAAUAAAUGAAAACUCUGAUUUAAAUCAAAUUUUAAAAAAAUGUAGGACGAUAGUAGGGCAUUUCAAGCACAGCAGCAACGCCACUGAAAAACUUAAAGAUUUUCAAUUGAAAAUGAAUUUACCCCCAUUAAAGGUUAAGCAAGAUGUGCCUACAAUGUGGAAUUCUAGUUUAAUUAUGAUGGAAAGACUUUUAAGUAUUAAAGAGCCUCUAUCUGCUACUAUAUCAACUCUACCUCAAGCUCCAAAUUAUUUAAAUGAGUCCGAGUGGGAGAUAAUAUUGGAUAGUACUCAUAUUUUAAAGCCAUUUCAAAUAAUGACAGCGGAAUUAUUAUCAGGUGAAAAGUACCCAACAUUAAGUGUGGUUAUACCACUUAUUAGAGGUCUUCAACAUAAUUUAAGAAAAUUGAAAACAAAAACUGAUAUUGGGGAUAUAUUUAGAAAUAUGUUGAUUGAUAUAGUCAGUAGACGGUUGGGCAUUUUAGAAAACAAUAAAAUUGUUGCAAAAGCGACAUUCUUAGACCCACGGUUCAAAAAAACUGCAUUUGAUUUACUUGAAAAUGCUAGUAAUGCUCAAAAAUGGAUAAGCGGAGAAUUAAAAAUGAUGAUUAGCAAAAAUACUGAAAAGAAAAAUGAAAUGAAUACAACUGAAUCUACAGCGCACUCGUCAAAUAGUACUAAUAAUGCAACUAAAUCACUAUGGGAGCAUUUUGAUAAUAAAGUCGUUCAAGUCAAAACUUCAUUGAGUCCAAAUAUAACUUCCACUUUGAUGAUACGUCAAUAUUUAGAUAUGCCGCUUUUAGAUCGUAGAAAAAAUCCAUUGGAAUUUUGGAAACAGCAUAAACACACAUUACCAGAUUUGUAUAAUAUGCAGCUGAAGUAUUUGUGUAUUCCAGCAACAUCUGUUCCAUCUGAACGUGUGUUUUCAAAAACGGGACUGAUGACCAAUGAUCACAGAAAUCGGCUAUCCCCCAAAAAAUUAGAUUAUAUUAUAUUUUUAAAUAGUAAUUUGAAUUUGUUUUAAAUUUUUUUGUUCAGUUUUGUUCAUUAAAUAUUCAUUAUUCUUAUACUUAUUACUUACUAUUAGGAGCUGUUAUAAAGUUGUUUAAUUAAUUUACUAUUAUUUUUAAUUUGGAAGAUUUUAUUUGAAAUUUAAAAUGCAUUGUCAACAUUUGCUGGAUUUGGUAGCUAUACACAUUUGUAAUCCAAACACAUCCAAGAAUGCUGUGGUUACAGAUAUUGUCAGUCCUACUAAUGUACCGAUUUUCUUAGAAAUUCCUAUUAUUUCUAUUACAUCCAAACUUAGGUUAUUUGGCAAUAUCUCAAUACCAAUUGAUGUGCCAAGUACAGGUUUAAUUAACCAGCAAAAUUCUUUCUAAGAGUUUUGAGAAGGUUGUAAUUAGACUUAUAGAUCUAUAACUUUGGGGUGAACUAUUUAGUUUUCCAGGUUAAUGUGUUGGGAUAAUAAUUGCAUGUGUCAGGAAAGUAACCUAGCCUCAUGCAGGAAUUCAUGAGACUAACCAUGUAUGAUAGUGAUUUUGAUGUGAGAUUUUUAAGUAUCUUAUUUGUUAUUUCGUGUCCAGGGCUUUUUUUAUUAGCUAAUUUAUUUAUUAUUUAUUGUAGUUCCUUAGGGGUACACGGGCUUAUGGAAUUGAGUACUGGUUGAUCUUCUUUGUUUCUUUGUUCAAGAUUUGUUAUUUCAUUUUGAUUUGUAUUGUUUUUAUCAGUUGUAAAACAAUUUUCAAAAUGUUGAGCAAAAAUUUCACAUUUUUCAAUGUUGGUUUUGAAUUUUACUAUACCAUUUUUUAGUGGGGGAAUUUUUUCUCACUGUUUAGUGAUUCUUUUAGUAGCUCUCCAUAGACUUGAGUUAUUUAGGUUUAUUUUUGACCCAUAGGUUUUGUAUGAAUUAUAAUAUUUUAGAAUUUUAAAUUAUCUAGUUCCCAUUUUACUGUUCUUGUUAGUUGAUUUAAUCGUUUUUUAACUGCUGGUGAUCGGCGUGUUUGCCAAAUUCUACGUGCCUUGUGAAAAAAGUGAGAAGAUUGAAUAGCAAAAUAUAAAAUAAUAUGCAAGAUUUGCUGGCAGAAAUAAAAAAAAAAGAAACUAAUUGAAGAUAAUGCUCAUAGGUUACUAGAAAAUGAAUUUGAAGGGGCUCAGCUAGAACUUUUUAAAAAUGAGUUUUUAAACAAAAAAAGAAAGCCUACUGGCUGUAGGUACAGUGAAGAAUUAAAGAAAUUUGCUCUUACACUUAAUUAUUAUUUGCCCAAAUCAUAUACAUUUUGUCGGUCAGUUCCAUAGAAUUCCUCAUAAUAAGAAGGAAAUAAAUGUACAAUAACAUUUUAAAAAUCUUCAUAAAAAUAUCAUUAUUGCUUAUUUAUUUACUAUAAAAAGUAAGAAAAUAUUUUCAUAACUUUUUUCAGCCACCUUUUUAGUCAUUCUUCUUAUAUUUUCCUUGAUAAAUUCUUUGUUUCCCUGAAAAAUAUUGAAUCAUGAUGUAUAAUAUAUUUAAGGCGAAUCUGUAUUCUUAUUUUUUAAAUUUAUAUUCAUAUUUUUUUUUACUGGUUGUCAAUAUGAUUAAAUUGGUUAUACAAAAUUGGUGGAAA